AUGAAGUGGUACUGUUGUUCUGAAUGGAAAGCCAACGUUGGGUACAGAUCAGGAUUGAUCCUUUGGCACCAUUGUGGCAUUGGACGAAGCGUCAGCAGUCAGGCGCUUGGCGCUUUAGCCAGAUUCGGUCGGGAGGCGGAGAGAGGCGUGCAGGAGAGGCUGACUGCAGCCAUCGAGCUGGGAGCGGUGCAGGGGCUCCGAGACCAGACGGGGGACCCCGCUCAGCGAGCGCGGCUGGUGAGCGAGACCGGGCCGGGGGCGGCAGCCUGGCUGUCGACGGCCCCGCUGUUUCAGGCACUGACGAUUGAGGAUGAGUGCUUCCGGACGGCUUUGCGGAGUUGGCUUGGUUUGCGGCACCCGAUGGUAGCGGGCAUUGCGUUGUGCGAGUGCGGGCAGUCCCUUCAGGGUCCUUUGGGGGGACAGCACCUGUUGCGUUGCGCUCGCGGGAGCGAGCGCAACGACACGCACGACAGCCUCAGGGACACGGUAGCCGGCAUCAUGCGGGAGUCUGGGUAUAGUGUGCGCAUGGAGCAGUACGGGGUGAUGCCCAUUCGUGAGGGAGACGCCGAGGGCCGGCGGAUGGAUUUAGUCGGAGCAGACCCCCGGGGUGGUUCCCGGAUUCUAGCCGACGUGACGGUCGCGGACCCUUUGAGAGACGGGAUGCUUCCGGAGGCCGCGGUUGAGCGCGGGCGGGCAGCACGGGAUGCGGCGCAAGCGAAGACGGUGAAGUACGGCGAUCACCCCGCUGACGACACCUUCAUCCCCCUUGCGGUCGAGACAUACGGGUGUUUGGACUCCUCCUUCGAUGAGUUCCUAGGCACUUGUGCUAGACGUGCAGCAGAGCUUAGGAUGGGUGGCCUAGAUUCGGCACCCAUGGCAUCUAGGUUACUCUGCUACUUCCGUCAGCGAGUUUCGGUUAGCCUCCAGCGUAGCCAGGCCCGGGCAGUUCACCAUAGAGCGGCCCGCGCGAUUGAGAGGUCGGCAUGGCGGUUGGAGGGUGCAAGUCUGUAUCCUGAACAGACAGAUGUUGGGAUAGAAGGAGAUGGUGGACAGAGGGUUCUGAACCCCGUCAGAAUGAUGGGCCCUCUCUCAGAAACUGACGCUAAAAACCAAGGCCGUCAGAGUCAAGGGACCAGGCAAGUCAAGGUUUCACACAGCGUCUUUGUUGAACCGGCGUCCAUUGCAGACCCUUCUCUGCGUGAGAAUGAUGGAGGGGAGGGGUUCAAGGCAGGAUCUCGUGAGCAUCAGGACAGACCUGCGUUCAACAACGUGACCAAUGUUGUCCAAGGCUCCGCGCAUUCGGGGGGCAGUUUGAGAGGGGUUGAACGCACUGUGGCGUCUGGACCUCAGUCAAGAACACAUGCCAAAGGUGGGGUUGGUCCGGGGUUGGAAGGGACGAAAACCCCCAGUCUGUUGUCACUUGGAUCAUCAGAUGGGGGGAUCGGAGAGGGUGGGUUUGUGCCAGGAAGCCCCGUCUCAUCCAGUGAGGCAGUCUGGGGAGGGCUGGAGAGGACAUUGUACAGUGAAGGUCAGCGCGCAGUUUUUGGGGGGUUCCAGGCAGCUGUCUCGGACAAACCCUCGGAGCUCGUCAGCAGUGCACCUUUUGGGGAGGUUGCACCGGCAGACAGGGCAAGGAUUGCCCGCACCGUGAGCGGGUUUCACUGCGAGACGCCCGCGAUCAAACAGACGGUGGGGGCAGAGAGGGAGCUUUUGAGGACCAUGCGCAGCAUCCAGCUGAGCGGGUUUCUGGUGGAUGAUGUAGAGGAGGCGGGGUUUCUCGAUGCUCGCAGGCCGGAGGCGGGGUUGGACGCCUCUCAAACUCUGUCGGAUACUUUCCAAUCGCCGUCAGAUGGUGUAUGGACACCGUCAGACAGCUCUGAGUGCUCAUUAGGGCCAUUGGAUAGCAUCGAAAUGCCGCUGCAGGCUGGGGGCCUACUGCGGAGUACGACCUCAGUGUUUGAAGAGCUGCGCCGCAAUAAUUCGAAGCAGGAUGCUCCUCUCCACAAUUUAGGAAGCUCGCGACUGACAGAGCCGUUCCCAUUCAGCACACCGUCAUAUACUGCCACCACUGAUCAUGGGGCCGUGCUGUCGCCCCCCCCCAAACUGUGCUUAGACCGCAUCAGAAGCCUGCCAAAGGUCACUGUACUCCCCAUCACCGCCAAUUUUGACACCGCUGCUAGUUACAGCCCCCACCCUCCGCUCCUGCGCCGACAGCUGUCCGAGAUCCCCGAGGACCCUGCCAGCUGUCCAAACAGUCCAAAAACCCAUCUCCAUCCGGGCUUACAGCAGCAAACCUCCCCCCUGCGCCGUAGGCACUCCCUGUCCGACACCCCCCGGCCAUCAAACCUACUCAGGAGGUCGUUUAGCGAGGCGCCGACGUUUGCAAGAGAGCUGCUGAGGGCGACCAGUUUGUCAGCGUGUCAGGAGCCGCAUGAGGGGCCGUGCUUCUCGUCACAAAUGAUCGACGCGCUUGUGCUGUCAAGGGCGGUGUAUGAGACCAAGCUGGCGGACAUGUUGUUCUACAUGGAGCUGAGCCGCGCGGAGCUUCCGUGCGGUUCUGUUGAGGUGGUGAAGCACGGGAACAUGGAGAAAGUGCGCGACGGGAAGAAGGUGCGCCGGAGGCUGUCGGCGCAACCGUACGUGAUUGUGAAGAGCAGUCACGGGCACUACUUGGUGGCCUGCCGGGGGACGGACUGCUUCCAGGAUAUGAUCCAGGACUUGCAACUCGUCCACAAGCGCUUUCUCGGACUCGGCGCCGCGCACUGGGGCUUCGUGCAGCGCGCGCACUCGAUCGACAUUCAGCCGAUGCUCGAUCUGCUGGCGGCGGGGGAGCACAUCGUUCUGACGGGCCACUCGAUGGGGGGGGCGGUCGCGGCGCUUCUUACGCUGCGCGUGAUGGAGGCGACGCACGGGGAGGUCCGCUCGCAGCUGCAGUGCAUCACGUUCGGGUGCCCGCUGUUCGCCAACGGCGACCUGGCCGACCACAUUAACACCGAGUACAAGGAGCUGUUUGUGCACAUCCUAUCCAAGCACGACGCUGUCCCGCGCAUGGUUCCGCUUGUCGCUGGCCUCUUCAACCUCGCCAUGGGCUCGACACGUGGCGACCACCCGUUGGACGCGCUCGCGGCCGUCGAUCUCGCCGCGCGCUUCCUCCGUCCCUCUCCCCUCGGGCCCCUCGUCCUUGGCGCAAAAGCUUUGCUCAGCGGCGCGGGGGGUUUGAUUCCGCCCCGUCUCAGGGGGGUGCUGAAGGGGCUCAUCCGGGUGGCGUUUCCCCCCUUCUCCGCAAUUUACGCGGCGGCCGGGCAUAUGGUGGUUUUGGACAGGGACUCCAAGGCGUUUCUCCCCUUCUACAGCGAGCUCAAGUCGAUCAAGUGUCAGCUCGGAUUUGCGCUUGGGAUGACCAACCCGGGUUUGUUGCGGGAGCACGAGAUCAGUUACUACGUAACCCACGUGGGUCAAUCCACGCAGCCGUGGCUUGAGAAGUUUGGGUGCGUCUCAGCGGGGGUGGGAACACGCCCCUCGGCGGGGGUGGGAAUACGCCCCUUGAACCGGGUGGGGUCGAUCGAGGCGUCGGUGGGCAUCGGGAGUGCGGGCGCGCACUCCCCCGGGAUGGGUUUCGGAAUGGGGUUAAGAACCGGGUCACGGAUUCCCGGGUGUGAGUUGGGUCUCGACUUGGACUGCCGGGUUCAGAUGCAACGGCCGAAGCUCAAGCCGAGCAACAGCAGCCUGUGUCUCGAACGGUUGUUUGAUACCGAGGAGGAGCUGGACGGAAUGGUGCAUGCGAUGUCAGACUUUGACGCCCUCCCGGUCAUGACUCCGAGCCCCCGGGUUAAGGUCGUAACCCCAGCGACCCGCCGGAAAAUGCGCCUUCGUGCCACGUGUACGGUCAGCUUCAAGUGCCGGGGGCUGGUCGGGUUGCCGUCGGAAGAUGUGAGCGCGAAACCGCGGAAGAAGCGGGGCAUCAUGCGGUGCUUCGGGUUCCUGCGGCACGUGGGGCGGAUCACGCGCGUGGCAAAGUCGGUGGAGGACGUGUGUCUCGCAUACACGUCGGUUCGGCUGAUCACCUUGGUCGUCACGCAUUUCAUGUGAGGGGGUUGAGCGACAACUGCCCGUUUGUAUAUGAUUAGCGGGGGGCUCUGGCGACACCCCAUUUGAUUCGUAGGUUGCUGGUGCGCAUUGGCGCAGCGAUUGCUAGCCAUUGUAGAAUACUCUCAUUGGAGGGCCUUAUUGCCCGCUUGAUGUAUGGUAGCUUUAGACACGGGGACCUGUAGGUUGUGUUGACGCGGGAGGGUUGCAGCUGCGGGUUGCCCCGGCACGGCUUUGUUCCAUGUAAGAAGAGAGACUGCUUUGUGUGUACAUGUAGUCACCCCCGGAAGGAAAUAUAGCAUUGACGCCCUCCAGAAUUGUGCACCUGUGAAACGAACCGUACAUUAGACUGAGCCUUGAAGUAAAGCUAGUGCCAGUAGUCCCGGAAGGUACGGAGUGAAAACGUAGCCAAAUUUGACUCAUCGUGGCAUUGAAGUGAAUGAAUCUAGUGACCGCUCUUUUGAUGGGCACAUUUUUAAAUCUUGUCCUGGCA
Messenger RNA from Klebsormidium nitens, 4579 nucleotides. The record is from the annotation of a GenBank genome assembly. NCBI's taxonomy places the organism in Eukaryota, Viridiplantae, Streptophyta, Klebsormidiophyceae, Klebsormidiales, Klebsormidiaceae.